UGGGUUUGUAUUGUGGAGGGAGGACCUGGUCAUUGGUCGGGGCUGAGCAGCUAUUUCCUGUACACGUCGUCUUACGGCGCUCUGGAGUCUCCUGAACUGAGAGCGGCUGGAGCUUCAGAACAGGAGUUAAAUUAAUCAUGGAGACGCUGGUUGGUCUUCCGUUCGCGGUGUUAGAAUGUCCUAAUAUCAAAAUUAAGAAGCCGACAUGGCUUCACAUGCCGUCUGCGAUGACUGUGUACGCUGUGGUGAUUGUAUCGUAUUUCCUCAUCACUGGAGGAAUAAUCUACGAUGUUAUUGUUGAGCCGCCCAGUGUUGGCUCAAUGACUGAUGAACAUGGUCACCAGCGCCCAGUGGCCUUUUUGGCAUACAGGGUGAAUGGGCAGUACAUCAUGGAAGGUUUGGCAUCCAGCUUCCUCUUUACCAUGGGUGGUCUUGGCUUUAUUAUUUUGGACCGCUCUAAUGCACCCAACAUUCCAAAACUCAACCGUUUCUUGCUGCUCUUCAUCGGCUUUGUGAGCGUGCUGUUGAGCUUCUUCAUGGCCAGAGUGUUCAUGAGGAUGAAGCUGCCGGGCUACCUCAUGGGUUAAAGCUGCUCAGAAAAGGCCUUUAGUGUGAAAGAGAUUAAAGAAUGACUGCAGAUGAAGAUGAAACCCCUUUCCAGUGCCAAGGAUCAGUUUGCAGGGCAGGUUUUCGUUUUCUGCCCCCAGUUUUAUCUCUGUGUAUGUGUGUGUGCGAAUGACUAGUCCCCAACAGCUCCACGUUACUGAAUGGAGUUAAGAUUUCUUGAAUCCUGCAAAAUUUGCAUACCUACUAUUGAUGAUCUACAGAUACAGAAGGAGGAAAAGCUUGCAGUGUAUGGGAGCUGUUUGUUAUUCGAUCAAAAUCCAUCUCCAUGUGAAACCUCUCCUUAUGCACUUGUUUUGUAGAAAGUAAAAAAAAAAGUCUGAAAAUCUGGCAGCUGUGUCAUUGGUCAAGCUGUUUUUCUAUUAAAAAACAAAAUAAAUGUUCUUUCCAGA
Molecule: messenger RNA, 1016 nt
Organism: Astyanax mexicanus (Mexican tetra)
Lineage: Eukaryota; Metazoa; Chordata; Actinopteri; Characiformes; Acestrorhamphidae
Gene: ostc
Product: oligosaccharyltransferase complex subunit
Exons: 4
Coding region: 138-587 (149 amino acids)
Cellular component (GO): oligosaccharyltransferase complex
Source: RefSeq, a predicted model, not a curated record